AUGGCUCCCGGGGGCUGGCGCUGGGCUCGGAAGGCGCUGGCUGCCGCGCCGCUGUUCCGGGGCCGCGCGCUGCUCGUCACCAACACGCUGGGCUGCGGCACGCUCAUGGCGGGCGACGGCGCGCGCCAGGCCUGGGAGGUGCGCGCGCGGCCGGGACAGAGCUUCAGCGCGCGGCGCUCAGCCAGCAUGUUCGCCGUGGGCUGCAGCAUGGGCCCCUUCCUGCACUUCUGGUACCUGUGGCUGGACCGCCUGGUCCCCGCCGCGGGCCUGCGGAGCCUCCCGAGCGUGGUGAAGAAGGUCCUGGUGGAUCAGGUGGUGGCGUCCCCCAUCCUGGGCGUCUGGUACUUCCUGGGCCUUGGCAGCCUGGAGGGCCAGACGCUGGAGGAGAGCUGCCAGGAGCUGCGGGCCAAGUUCUGGGACUUCUACAAGGCCGACUGGUGCGUCUGGCCAGCCGCUCAGCUGGUGAACUUCCUGUUCAUCCCGUCACAUUUCCGAGUCACCUACAUCAACGGGUUGACCCUGGGCUGGGACACGUACCUCUCCUACCUGAAGUACUGGGCACCUGAACCCCUUCCGACUCCCGGCUGCGCGGACUGAGCAGGAAGCCCGUGGAGGAGUAGGUGGGCGGACGCACUCCUGAAGGAGGCUCGGGGCAGGUCCGAGCCCUGGGCCCGGGCAGAGCCCAGGCUGGACCAGCCGCCCCGCCGGAGUCCGCGUGCAGCGGCCCCGCGGGAUCAGCACCAGCACCAGCCGGCAGUCCCCUGUCGGCCUGCAGUGUGACUCGGGCUCCAUUGCGGCCCAGGCAGCCCCCCCCGAGGUCCCCUGGACCCCAGGUGACAGAGACAGAUGUGCCCUACAGCCCUGGAAUGGGGUCUGGUUUGGCCUCAGAAAACUUCGUGCGAGGGUGGGCAGCGGUGUGGAAAUGUCAUUAAAUCCUCUGUAAUCACAA
Molecule: messenger RNA, 949 nt
Organism: Peromyscus leucopus (white-footed mouse)
Lineage: Eukaryota; Metazoa; Chordata; Mammalia; Rodentia; Cricetidae
Gene: Mpv17l2
Product: MPV17 mitochondrial inner membrane protein like 2
Biological process (GO): mitochondrial ribosome assembly
Cellular component (GO): cytoplasm; membrane
Source: RefSeq, a predicted model, not a curated record